GAGCUCGAGGAGGGGGAGCUGGGCCAGGCGGGACAUCCGGCCUCUGCUGCUUCCCUCCUCCUGCCCGGACGGCCCGAACCUUGGCGUCUACAGCUCCGGAUUCGGUAAUGUCCAUUGGCCCCUUCUGGGCCAUUCUGUCUGGCCUGAGCCGGCGCCCCUCGCCCCUCCCAGGCUCGCCUUCCAGACCCCCAUCUCUUCCUCUCGCCCAGCUUCAGAGCCCAGCAGCCUGUACCCUCCCCCUGGCCUAGGCCUGAAGCCGGACUUACUUUGAGCCCCGACAACAGUCCCUAGCUGCCCAAACCUCCGUGUUGUUUCCAAGCGACUGCCCCGUCCCGUAAAAGCCGACUCAAGUUAUAGUUUAAGUAGUGGGAGCAAACCCUAUGUUCCCCCGGCCUCUCACCCCACUGACAGCCCAGAAGGGCCCUGAGCCCCUGGGGCGGCCUUCUAGGAGGAGCCCCCCAGGUGGGGGAAGGGGUCGGGGUGGGUUCGGGGGCCCACCCCUGCUUCUGCCCUCCAUGCUGAUGUUUGGCGUGAUUGUGGCCUCCAGUGGGCUGCUGCUCAUGAUUGAGAGAGGCAUCCUGGCCGAGAUGAAGCCUCCUCCUUUGCAUCCCCAUGGCAGGAUGGACCCAGUUUGGCGGAAGGGAGUAGCCGGAGGUCCAGGGAUGGCGCUGGACCCCGGGGACUCCGACCACCAAGUGCGACAGGAUGUCCGGAAUCGGACCCUGCGGGCCAUUUGUGGGCAGCCAAGCAUGCCCCGGGACCCCUGGGACCUCCCUGCAGGACAGCGUCGAACUCUAUUCCGCCACAUCUUAGUGAGUGACCAGUACCGCUUCCUCUACUGCUAUGUCCCCAAGGUGGCCUGCUCCAACUGGAAGCGGGUCCUCAAAGUCCUGGCCGGGGCCCUGGACAGCGUGGACGUGCGACUCAAGAUGGACCAUCGAAGUGACCUGGUUUUCUUGGCCGACCUGCGCCCAGAGGAGAUCCGGUACCGCCUUCAGCACUAUUUCAAAUUCUUGUUCGUCCGAGACCCAAUGGAGCGCCUCCUCUCUGCCUACAGAAACAAAUUUGGGGAGAUCAGGGAGUACCAGCAGCGCUAUGGGGCCGAGAUUGUCCGUCGCUACCGGCUGGGGGCAGGCCCCAGCCCCGCGGGGGACGACGUCACCUUCCCUGAGUUCCUCAGAUACCUGGUGGAUGAAGAGCCAGAGCGCAUGAAUGAGCACUGGAUGCCCGUGUACCAGCUGUGCCAACCCUGUGCCGUGCAUUAUGACUUUGUGGGUUUCUAUGAGCGACUAGAAGUUGAUGCCAACCACGUGCUGGAGUGGGUGAGGGCACCCCCCACAGUCCGAUUCCCAUCCCGCCAGGCCUGGUAUCGACCAGCCAGUCCCGAGAGCCUCCACUACCAUCUCUGCAAUACUCCCAGGGCCUUGCUGCAGGAGCUUCUGCCCAAGUACAUCCUGGACUUUUCCCUCUUCGCCUACCCGCUGCCCAAUGUUACCAGGGAGGCUUGUCGACAGUGACCAUUCCUCCAGGGGAAACCCUUAUGGAGCCCCAAGACCCACGACUGCCCAGAUCCUGGAGGCAAGGAUCCAGCCAUGGGUCAUCCUUCAAGGGUUCCUUCUGGGGGCUUCAGGCAUCUCCCCCCAGGCGCAGGCCCAGCACUCAGGGGUGACAUCCAAUGGCGCCCCUCAUGCCUCCCUCCGAGCAGGACAAGGGGGCAGCUUUUUCCUUGGAGAAGCAUUCUGAGACUUUCUACUUCUCUUAGGGGCUGGGGUGGGGGUGCCGCAAUCAGAGGAUGGAGACUUUUUUCACUCAGUAUUAACUAAAGGGGCAUUUCUGUGUCCACAGAAAAAGGGACCAGAACUGAGAAGAAAUUUAAGCCCUCCCCCUGCUAGGAGAGACUGGGAGAGUAAAUAAUGUUAGACUUUGAAGUCCUGGAUUCAGAUUUGCCCAAGAGAUGGGCUAGCUUUGUAACCCAGAGCAAGUCAUUCAACCUCUCUGGACCUCAGUGACCUCUCAGGUCUCUUCCAGCUCCAAAUGUGAGCCCCUGAACACAGACCCCCCCUUCCCAGUAGCUGACAGUUGCCCACACCUGCUGCACUUUAUCCCAUGACCAGAACUGGAGGUGACAUUAAUCCCUUUUUAGGGCCAGCCACAAAACCAUGCAAAGCACCACCACCUCUGGGCCAUGCCCUAUAAGUAAGUGCCUUCUGUGCCCUCUCCUUUGCCAGAUUCUGUCUAUUUUUCUACAUCUGCUAGUUCCUGAGCUUUUGAGAGCUCAGCUGGGAAAUACAGGACAGAACCAGAAAAAGAACCAGGUAAUAAUCCCUUUGAAAACUCUUAUCCUUCAAACUCCAUUCCCUAUCACCCUUUCUCUCUUCUCAGCCACAGACAUGGCCUCAAAAGAGCUGAGGGCCCCAUGAGUCUUGAAGUUGCAGACAAUCAAAACUGGCCAAUUGUUGGAGUUUACUUCAUUGUAUUAUUUUAUUUGGGGAGGGAGAAUUUUUUUUCUUUUUUUUAAAGAAAAAAUGUAUUUGCAUGUCCCUAUCCUGAUGAGUUUAUUUAAGAUUUGUACUUCUCAGUGCCAGCCACUGUCUGCAUCAGACAUCCCCUCUGAGGGUUUUUCUAACAGCUGCAUUUUUAAUAAAGUUGUUCUGUCUGCAUAUGGCAGGGUUCCGA
Molecule: messenger RNA, 2676 nt
Organism: Monodelphis domestica (gray short-tailed opossum)
Lineage: Eukaryota; Metazoa; Chordata; Mammalia; Didelphimorphia; Didelphidae
Gene: CHST14
Product: carbohydrate sulfotransferase 14
Biological process (GO): dermatan sulfate proteoglycan metabolic process; carbohydrate biosynthetic process
Cellular component (GO): membrane
Molecular function (GO): sulfotransferase activity
Source: RefSeq, a predicted model, not a curated record